Messenger RNA from Phodopus roborovskii (desert hamster), 1775 nucleotides. RefSeq names its product solute carrier family 22 member 6 (gene Slc22a6). The transcript has 10 exons. The record is from RefSeq and is a predicted model, not a curated record. Bases 98 to 1753 code for a protein of 551 amino acids. Gene Ontology annotation, biological process: transmembrane transport. Gene Ontology annotation, cellular component: membrane. NCBI's taxonomy places the organism in Eukaryota, Metazoa, Chordata, Mammalia, Rodentia, Cricetidae.
ACAGCCCCACUCCUCAAGCAAAGGGCAGCAGGCAGGCAGACAGAAGUUCUAGAACUGGAGGUCUUCAGUCCCUGACCACUCAGCCUGGCCCAGCCCCAUGGCCUUCAAUGACCUCCUGCAGCAAGUGGGGGGUGCCGGACGCUUCCAGCUAAUCCAGGUCACCUUGGUGGUUAUCCCCCUACUGCUGAUGGCUUCCCACAACACCUUGCAGAACUUCACGGCUGCCAUCCCUGCUCACCACUGCCGCCCACCUGCCAAUGCCAACCUCAGCAAAGAUGAAGGUCUGGAGGCCUGGCUGCCCCUAGACAAGCAGGGACGACCCAAGUCUUGCCUCCGUUUCACUUCCCCACAGUGGGUACCACCCUUUCACAACAGCACAGAGGCCAAUGGCACCGGAGUCACAGAGCCCUGCAUUGAUGGCUGGGUCUAUGACAACAGCACUUUCCCUUCAACCAUCGUAACUGAGUGGAACCUUGUGUGCUCCCACCGGGCCUUCCGCCAGCUGGCCCAGUCCCUGUACAUGGUGGGAGUGCUGCUGGGAGCCAUGGUGUUUGGCUACCUGGCAGACAGGCUGGGCCGUCGGAAGGUGCUGAUCUUGAACUACCUGCAGACAGCUGUGUCAGGAACCUGUGCGGCCUAUGCACCCAACUAUACCGUCUACUGUAUUUUCCGGCUCCUCUCGGGCAUGUCUUUGGCUAGCAUUGCAAUCAACUGCAUGACACUAAAUGUGGAAUGGAUGCCCAUCCACACCCGCGCCUACGUGGGCACCUUGAUUGGCUACGUCUACAGUGUGGGCCAGUUCAUCCUAGCUGGUGUGGCCUAUGCUGUGCCCCACUGGCGCCACCUGCAGCUUCUGGUCUCUGUGCCUUUUUUCGUUGCCUUCAUCUACUCCUGGUUCUUCAUUGAGUCAGCCCGCUGGUACUCCUCCUCAGGAAGGCUGGACCUCACCCUCCAAGCCCUGCAGAGAGUGGCCAGGAUCAAUGGGAAACAUGAAGAGGGGGCUAAGCUGAGUAUAGAGGUGCUCCGGACCAGCCUGCAGAAGGAACUGAUGCUAGGCAAAAGCCAGGCCUCGGCUAUGGAGCUACUGCGCUGCCCCACCCUACGCCGCCUCUUCCUCUGCCUCUCCAUGCUGUGGUUUGCCACUAGCUUUGCUUACUACGGGCUGGUCAUGGAUCUGCAAGGCUUUGGGGUCAGCAUGUACCUUAUCCAGGUGAUCUUUGGUGCUGUGGACCUGCCCGCCAAGUUUGUAUGCUUCCUCGUCAUCAACUCCCUGGGCCGCCGGCCUGCACAGUUGGCCUCCCUGCUGCUGGCGGGCAUCUGCAUCCUGGUGAAUGGGGUAAUACCGAAGGACCAGACAAUCAUACGCACCUCCCUGGCUGUGCUAGGGAAAGGCUGCCUGGCUUCCUCUUUCAACUGUAUCUUCCUGUACACUGGAGAGCUGUACCCCACAGUGAUCCGGCAGACAGGCAUGGGCAUGGGCAGCACCAUGGCCCGGGUGGGCAGCAUCGUGAGCCCCCUGGUGAGCAUGACUGCGGAGUUCUACCCCUCCAUGCCUCUCUUCAUCUUCGGCGCUAUCCCUGUGGCCGCCAGUGCUGUCAUUGUCCUCCUGCCAGAGACCUUGGGCCAGCCACUGCCGGAUACAGUGCAGGACCUGAAGAACAGGAGCCGAGGAAAGCAGGGACAACUACAGCAGGAGCAGCAGAAGCAGAUGGUGCCACUCCAGGCCUCAACACAGGAGAAGAAUGGACUCUGAGGAGGAAGGGACCUCUCAUGGC